AUGGAUCAGUGUGAAUCAAAUGAAGUUGUAGAUUUACAUGAAUUCCCCUUCUUUCAUUCCUAUAUCGCUGACGUGGAGUCAGCUGAUAUCGCCUCAAGUUCUGAAUCCCAUAUAAGUUUCAAUAUGUUCGGGACGUGUUCUUUAAGAAAUGUUCGGCAUAUUAUGCGCCAGAGUCGGCGUCUUAAACCACUAAGAGUUCACUUACUAAAAUCUGUAUUGGAUUUAUGCAAAGCUGCUGAUUUGGAGCCGUUUGUUUAUGGUGGCACAGCUUUGUCUGUAUUCCGUGAAGACGGAAAAUUCAUAUUACAUGAUACAGAUAUUGACUUGGGUAUUUUAGAAUUUGAUUCUGAAGGAAACAGUUCAUACACUAAAUUGAUUCAUUGUUGUUUAAAAAAUGGUAUAAGUGUUUUCGGUGUGGAAAAUAUGGAUGAAUCUUUACUAAUCAGUGCCAAUUCUGAUUUAUAUGUCGAUUUUUCGGCCAGUACCAGUAGACGUUUUUGGCUUAAAGCGCAGAAAUUCAAUAUGUCUGAAACCAUUGAAGAGAUACCAUACAAUGGGUGUGAUUGCAAACGCAUUAAGUUUUUUUUCAGCACCAAUGGCUUACUUAAAGCCUGUGAAUUAUAUCAUUUAAACUCGAAAAUUGUAAGUCAUAUACAAUCGGAUCCAUCAUUAGUACAUGUUGAUUUGUUCACUCUAUCUACUUAUCUAGAUUCCUCCGAUGACAUAAAGCCUUUGCGUGUAAACUGGAAUUUACCCGGUAUAUAUGACUGCAAAAAUAAGUUAUUCCCAUAUAAUUCUUUCUUUCCUUUAACACCUUGUACAUUUGAAGGUGUAAACGUGCUAGCUCCGCAUGACUUAAAAACUUAUUUAACUAUCGAAUACGGUUACUUGGGAAGAGAUGCUGUGUAUGAUCGUAAAAAGCAGUUGUAUGUAAAAAUUCCUUCAAAGUUUUCUGCUCAAUUACCAUCGUACUUCACAUGA
This is a messenger RNA of Schistosoma margrebowiei, 981 nucleotides long. The record is from the annotation of a GenBank genome assembly. NCBI's taxonomy places the organism in Eukaryota, Metazoa, Platyhelminthes, Trematoda, Strigeidida, Schistosomatidae.